AUGGCCAAAGAGCCAGAUGGUAAGGUGCAGCUAUUGGACGGUACGGAGCUGCCUUACGAGAUACUCGGUGGCAGCGACAGAUGCCCCUUGAUUUGGGGACAUGGCUUGGGGCCCACGGAUCCACGUGGCAUGGAUCAUCGGGCAUGUGAGAGUUUUCCUUUGGUCAAGGAGAUGAUGCAGGAAGAUGUGGACAAAGGUAAGGGCACAUGGCCUUUCAGCACCGUGGUGUACGAUGCGAGGGGUCAUGGACGGUCUUCUGGCUGGGAACCCCUAGCAAGCUGCAUUCAACAGUUUCACUGGCGCAGCCUAGCCUUUGACAUGUUGUCGGUGGCAAGCAAUUUUCAGACCCCCGCGACCCAGAAGCUACGCGGAGCUCUUCUCGGCGGGUAUAGCAUGGGAGCUUCCACGGCGUUGUGGGCGGCAUAUCUGUGUCCAACAGCCGUUCGUGGAUUGGUGUUGUUGUCCGUAACUACAGCAUGGGAGAUCCGGGCUGCGCGGCGAGCCAACUUGUUGAACAACGCCGAUGUCUUGCAAGCCAGUGAUCCCGCUGCCUCGGAAGUGGUCAGGGGCGCUGCCUUCUCGGAUUUGCCCCCGCUGGACGACUUGGCUGCUGCAAAGCUCCGCAUUCCAGUUUUGCUGUGUGCGGCUCGUGAUGAUACGACACAUCCCGCAGAAGUAGCGGAGAGGUUAUCGCGGGUGCUCCCGAAUGCAGACGUAUUUUUGAAGGACACGAAGACGGAACUCGCCCAAGAGUUUCCUCAACAUCUUCGCUCAUGGCUGCAACAGCACUUUCAAGACAAAGUCACAUUUGAAGAGUCCUUCCUCGGGAAUUUGUUCAAUUGGACAUCUCCACCUGCUGACUCUGGGUGUGGUGCACGUGGGUCUGGAUCUACGCCUCCCCCCAGCUACAGCUUUGAGAAGCUUCAGCAGUUGUACAACCGAUUAGCGCAAUUCCGAGAAAGCGACCUCGAAAAAAGUGGAGAAGGGGACGCUCUCAUAGAGACGGUCAGGCAAAUAACGGAGGCGCUCAUCUGGGGCGAGCAAGCAAAUCACAGCCAGUUCUUUGACUUCUUUUGCGAGAAGAGCAUUUUCUCAGACCUGGUGCACGUCCUCGGCUUGAAGAAAGCAUCGAAGAAGGUGAAACUGCAGUUGCUGCAGACUCUGUCGAUGCUCAUUCAGAACAUUCACCGCCAAACGUCCGUGUACUACAUUUUGAGCAACAAUCACGUGAAUAAGCUCAUGUCAACAAACAUGGACUUUGACGAUGAGGAGGUUCUCGCGUAUUAUAUCACUCUUAUGAAGUCCUUGGCCAUGCGCCUGGAUAACGAAUCCAUAAAGUUCUUCUUUAUUCAGCACCCUGAGCCGUCGUUUCCCCUCUACAUUGAAGCAACCAAAUUCUUCAGCCAUCGCGAUCACAUGGUCCGGGCAACGGUGAGGACAAUCACCUUGCAGGUCUACAAAAUCGAAGACCAGCCAAUGCGCCGAUUUGUUCUUCGACACGCAGCAGAGUCUUAUUUCAGCCAGCUGGCGUAUCACUUGCAAGACCUGUGGUUGCGCCUCGAUGCCGCCGCCGCGAAAGCGACUGGCGAGGACAAUCUAUCUCAGGUACAGCGUGAGAACGAACUGCAGCAGGACCUCCAAAUCUAUUUGUCCGAUGUUUUUGAACUGGGUAUAGAGGAGCUUAAUGAGGUCCUUGCAGAUCGAUUGCUUAAUGCAGCCAUCCUGCCUGUUCUGCUGGCUGGAUUGACCACUUCGUCGUCCCAGCGAAUUGGUGGUGCAGCACGAACCUUGGCGCCCCAUGUGUCGUUGUUCCUCGUCCGGCAGGUUCUCGACACCUUCCACUGCCCGGUUCUACUGGAGCCAAUGGCACAAGCGCUUCUGUGGUCUUCUGUUCCUGCCGCCUUGGCAUAUGCACCUUGA
Molecule: messenger RNA, 1920 nt
Organism: Symbiodinium sp. CCMP2592
Lineage: Eukaryota; Dinophyceae; Suessiales; Symbiodiniaceae
Source: the annotation of a GenBank genome assembly